UUGAAGACUGUGCAGGAAGUUUGAGGUCAAAGAAAAGACAAAGACACUAUCUACCCCAGGACACUGCCCACUCAGUAGCCUAUCAGAUGGAGCUGCCACCUCGACCAAAACUCUUUGACUUCCAUGGAGUCUCCAUGAUCAACUACUUCACUGACAACUGGGACAAUGUACAGAACUUCCAGGCCAGACCAGAUGACAUUCUCAUCGCUACCUACCCCAAAGCAGGAACCACAUGGGUCUCCUACAUUCUAGACCUGCUGUAUUUUGUCCAGACAGCCCCUGAGCGUCAGAGACCCAUCUUUGAGAAAGUUCCUUUUCUGGAGUUGCUCAUUCCUCUUUAUCCUUCAGGGGUGGAGGUGCUGGACAAAUUAACCACAUCUCCUCGCCUCAUCAAGACUCACCUCCCAGUCCAGCUGCUGCCCAAGUCCUUCUGGGAGAAGAACUGCAGGAUAGUGUAUGUGGCCCGUAAUGCCAAGGACAAUGCAGUGUCUUAUUUCCACUUUGACCGUAUGAACCAGGCCGAGCCAGAGCCAGGAGACUGGAACAACUUCUUACAGAGAUUCAUGGAUGGAAAGAUGGUGUUUGGUUCGUGGUACGACCAUGUGACUGGCUGGUGGGAGAAGAAACAGACUCACUCAAAAAUCCUCUACCUCUUCUAUGAGGACAUGGUUGAGGAUACGGGGAGAGAGCUGGACAGGCUGUGCUCCUUCCUAGGUUUGUCUCCUUCAGCAGAGGAGAAGGAGAGGGUGAAAGGAGGAGUGCAGUUUGAUAUAAUGAAGAAGAACAGCAUGGCCAACUACUCCACCAACCCAGUCAUGGACUUUAAGAUAUCUCCCUUUAUGCGCAAAGGAAAGGUUGGUGACUGGAAGAACCAUUUCACUGUGGCCCAGAGUGAACAGUUUGAUGAAGACUAUAAGAAGAAGAUGGAAAACACUCAGCUGCGGUUUCGCACAACAAUUUAGGACUGUCUUCAUUAUCUAAAGCACACUGCAGGUCUUAAGAACGUGACUGCAUGUAAAAAUGUAAUAACACAUAAUACUGUAAGUAUGAGCAGCAAAGACAUACUGUCUAACUACUGUAAAUAAAAAACACCUGAUUUCAAUGUU
Messenger RNA from Oncorhynchus nerka (sockeye salmon), 1106 nucleotides. Its product is annotated as cytosolic sulfotransferase 2-like. Gene Ontology annotation, cellular component: cytoplasm. The transcript is spliced from 8 exons. The record is from RefSeq and is a predicted model, not a curated record. Lineage: Eukaryota; Metazoa; Chordata; Actinopteri; Salmoniformes; Salmonidae. Gene Ontology annotation, molecular function: aryl sulfotransferase activity. Gene Ontology annotation, biological process: sulfation. The coding region runs from base 87 to 962 and encodes 291 amino acids.